AUGUCUCAUGUUGUUGCAGGGUGUGAGGCUCCAAAAGCAGGCGAACAGGACGAGUCCGUGUGUAAGACGUACCUGUCGCGGCUGCAGGACCUCAGGGUUCGACUGGAGGGAUGUGAAAACCGCACCGUGACCCGACUGCGGCAAACGGUGGAAAAAGAACCGCUCAAGUCCUGCGCCCUGAAGACCGCCGAGCAGAUGAAGGUUCAGUCGGAGUUGGAAAGUCUGAAGAAGGAUCUGAACUUAAUCACUGAUAAAACGGAGGAGAUGCUUUCGACACCGCAGACUCUGAGCUCGGGUCCCGUCCUGAGAUCUGAGCUCGACCUGACCCUGAAAAAGAUGGACCACGUCUACGGCCUUUCAUCCGUCUAUCUGGACAAGUUAAAGACUAUCGACGUUGUGAUCAGAAACACCAAAGAAGCAGAGGACGCUCUCAAGUCCUACGAGACUCGCCUUCGGGAAGUUGGGAAAGUUCCGGCCUCAAAGAAGGAGGUGGACGAUCAUCGCAGUCAGCUCAAGAAAAUGCGCUCUGAAGCGGAGGCCGACCAGGAAGUGUUUGAGCGGCUUCAGGACCAGUUGAAAAAGGCCUCGGUCAUAAACGACAAGAUGAGCCGCAUCCACAGCGAGCGGGACGCAGAGCUGGAGCACUACCGCGGCCUGGUGGGGGCGCUGUUGGACCGCUGGCAGUGUGUGUUCGCUCAGAUCGACCUGAGGCUGCGGGAGCUGGACCUGUUGGGGAGACACAUGAACUCCUACAGUCAGAACUACGAGGCGCUCAUGCUGUGGCUGAAGGAGGCUCGGAACACUCAAGACAAGAUCCAGGCUGUGCCAGUAGGGGGCAGUAAGAGCCUGAAGCAGCAGCUGACUCAGGAGCAGAAACUUCUUGAAGAGAUUGACAAAAACAAGGACCAGAUUGAAGACUGCCAGAAAAAUGCCAAAUCUUACAUUGAUUCAGUGAAGGAUUAUGAGCUGCUGCUGUUGACCUACAAAGCCAUGGAGGACCCCACGGUGUCGCCUUUAAAGAAACCCAAGAUGGAGGGUUCCUCCGACAACAUCAUUCAGGAGUACGUGAAUCUGAGAACACGAUACAGCGAGUUGUUGACUCUGACCACUCAGUACAUUAAGUUCAUCACAGAGACACAGCGCCGCCUGGAGGAAGAGGAGAAAGCAUCAGAAAAGUUAAAGGAGGAGGAGAGGAGGAAGAUGGCAGAGAUGCAGGCUGAAUUAGACAAACAAAAACAAAUCGCUGAGGCUCAGGCCAAAUCUGUUGCUAAAGCAGAAGAAGAGGCACAACAGUUAAAGUCUCAAAUGAAAACUGAUGCUAGUAAGAGACAAGACGUGGCAGUGGACUCUGAAAAGCAAAAACAAAACAUUCAACAAGAACUGCAGCAGCUAAAGAGUCUGUCCGAUCAGGAAAUCAAGUCCAAGAACCAGCAGCUGGAAGAGGCUCUGAUAACACGCAGAAAGGUCGAAGAAGAGAUUCAUUUGAUUAGGAUUCAACUGGAGACGACUAUAAAACAAAAGACUGUAGCAGAAGGAGAGUUGGACAAACUCAGAGACAAAGCAUCAGACGCAGAGAAAAUAAGGAAAGCUGCUCAGGACGAAGCCGAACGACUGCGCAAACAGGUGAACGAGGAGACGCAGAAAAAGAAACAAGCUGAAGAUGAACUCAAGAGGAAAUCUGAGGCUGAAAAAGAAGCAGCCAAACAGAAACAGAAGGCCUUGGACGAUUUGGAAAAGUACAAAAUGCAGGCGGAGGAGGCUGAGAGGAGGAUGAAGCAGGCUGAGGUGGAGAAGGUCCGUCAGAUCAAAGUUGUGGAAGAAGUCGCUCAGAAAUCAGCAGUGACUCAACUGCAGGCGGCAAACUUCAGCGAGAAAACGACCAAACUGGAAGAGUCGCUGAAGAAGGAGCAAGGCACAGUCCUCCAACUCCAGGAAGAAGCAGAAAAAUUACGAAAACAGCAAGAGGAGGCCGACCGGGCGCGAGAGGAGGCUGAGAAGGAGUUGGAGCUGUGGCGGCAAAAGGCAAACGAAGCCUUGAGAUUGAGACUUAAAGCAGAGGAGGAGGCACAGAAGAAAAGCCAAGCUCAACAAGAGGCAGAGAGACAGAAAACAGAAGCAGAACGAGAUGCAAAGAAAAAGGCCAAAGCUGAAGAAGCUGCUCUCAAACAAAAGGAAAAUGCAGAGAAGGAACUAGAAAAACAACGAGGUUUCGCCGAACAAAUCGCUCAGCAGAAAUUAUCAGCCGAACAGGAGUGCAUACGACUGAAAGCAGAUUUUGAGCAUGCAAAUCAGCAAAGAGGUCUGUUGGAUACCGAGCUGCAAAGGCUGAAAAAUGAGGUGUGUGAGACAGAGAAGCAAAGGAAACUGCUUGAACAAGAGUUGGCCAAAGUCAGGGCAGAAAUGGACGCGCUGCUGCAAAUGAAAGCCAAAGCUGAAAAAGAAACGAUGUCCACUUCAGAGAAAAGUAAGCAGCUAUUGGAGACUGAAGCGCUGAAAAUGAAGCAACUGGCUGAAGAGGCUGCGAGGCUGCGGGCCGUGGCGGAGGAGGCCAAGAAGCAAAGACAAGCGGCAGAAGAAGAGGCCGCAAGACAAAGAGCUGAGGCCGAAAAAAUACUCAAAGAAAAACUUGCGGCUAUUAACGAUGCGACCAGAUUCAAGACUGAGGCCGAGGUGGCUCUAAAGGCCAAAGAAGCAGAGAAUGAAAGGUUGAAAAGAAAAGCCGAAGACGAAGCUUAUCAAAGAAAGCUGUUGGAAGAUCAAGCAGCGCAGCACAAGCAAGACAUUCAAGAGAAGAUAACACAUUUACAAAGUUCGUCCAACACAGAGCUGGAGAGACAGAAAACUAUUGUUGACGAAACUCUUAAACAAAAGAAAGUCGUGGAAGAGGAGAUUCAUAUCAUUAAGAUCAGCUUCGAAAAGGCAGCCAAAGAGAAAGCAGAUUUGGAAAAGGAGCUGAAGAAAUUGAAGACCGCUGCUGAUCAAACCCAAAAGAGUAAAAAUAAAGCUGAAGCUGAGGCAGAGAAAAUGAAAAAAAUAGCUGCAGAUGAAGAAAAGAAACGCAAAGAAGCAGAGGAGAAGGUGAAGAGAAUUACAGCGGCUGAAGAGGAAGCAGCCAGGCAGUGUAAAAAUGCUCAAGACGAGGUGGAAAGACUCAAGAAGAAAGCAGAAGAAGCUAACAAGCAAAGGGAAAACGCAGAGAAAGAGGCUGAACAACAAGCUGCGUUGGCAAAAGACGCUGCUCAGAAAUCCGCUGCUGCUGAACUCAAAGCUCAAAACGUCCUCAGCAAAAACAAGGAAGAUGGUUUGGCACAAGAGAAGCUGCAAAAGAACUACGAAAGCGCUAAGAAACUGGCCAAUGAUGCAGAGAAAGCAAAGGAGAAGGCAGAGAAGGAGGCCAUGUUAUUAAGGCAGAAAGCAGAGGAAGCAGAGAAGCAAAAGAAAAUGGCUGAAGAUGAAGCUGCGAAACAGGCCCAAGCUCAGAAAGAUGCAGAGAAAUUACGUAAAGAAGCACAAGAAGAGGCAGCAAAACGGGCUAAAGCUGAGGCAGAUGCUUUGAAUCUGAAAGCACAAGCCGACAAGGAAAUGGCUAAACAUAAAAAUGAUGCAGAACAGGCCCUCAAACAGAAAUCAGUUGUGGAAAAGGAAUUAGCUGUUGUGAAAUUACAACUGGAGGAAACUGACAAGCAGAAAGGAGUUCUGGAUGACGAGCUAAAGCGACUCAAGAAGGAGGUGGAUGACGCCGUCAAACAAAAAGCACAAGUUACUGAUGAAUUGACCAAAGUAAAGAAGCAAAUGGAUGAACUUCUGAAGAUCAAACUUAAAUUUGAGGAAGAGAACAGGCGUUUGAUGCAAAAAAAUAAAGAUGGCACUCAGAAAUUACUUGUGGAAGAAGCAGAGAAGAUGAAAGGUUUAGCAGAAGAGGCGGCUAGGUUAAGUGUGGAAGCCGAGGAGGCCGCUAAGCAAAGACUGUUAGCUGAAGCUGACUUAGCCGAACAGAGAGCAUUAGCCGAGAAGAUGCUAAAAGAGAAAAUGGAAGCGAUCCAGGAAGCAACAAAGUUGAAAGCUGAGGCAGAGGAGUUACAGAAACUGAAAAACCAGGCUCAGGAAAAUGCAAAGAAAUUAUUGGAGGAUAAGGAUAAGAUUCAGCAAAUAUUAAACAAGGAAACCGAAGGCUUCCAGAAGUCUCUAGAGGCCGAACGCAAAAGGCAGGAAGAGAUGACGGCUGAGGCCGACAAGCUCAAAAAGAAAGUGAAGGAGUUGAGCGACGCACAGGCCAAAGCUGAGGACGAAGCCAGGAAGUUCAAGAAACAAGCGGAAGAGGUGAAAACCCGGCUCGAAGUCAGUGAGAAACAAACGUCUGAGGUGGUGGUAAAAAAACUGGAGACACAAAGAUUACAAAGCACUAAAGAGGCGGACGAUCUGAAGAAGGCCAUUGCAGAUGUGGAGAAGGAGAGAGAGAAACUGAAGAAGGAGGCUGAGGAGCUGCAGAGGAAGUCCAAAGAGAUGGCCAGUGCCCAAAAGGAGCAGGUGGAGCAGCAGAAAGCUCUUAUGCAGAAAUCAUUUGUCCAGGACAAAGAAAUUUUACUGAAGAAAGACAAAGCAAUGGAGGAAGCCAAGAAUAAACUAGAGAAAGAGCUGGAGGAUGAAAUGAAAAAGGCCAAAGCUCUCAAAGACGAACAAGAACGGCAGAGGAAGCUGAUGGAGGAGGAGCAGAAAAAGUUACAGGCCAUUUUAGAUGAAGCCCUCAAGAAACAGAAGGAGGCUGAGGAAGAGAUGAGCAAAAAACAGAAAGAAAUGCAAGUGCUUGAUAAGAAGAGACUAGAGCAUGAGAAGCUUCUGGAAGCUGAAAACAAGAAGCUCAGAGAACAACUUCAGAACCUGGAGGGAGCUACAACUGCUGCAAAACCAACCAUAUCUGGAACUAAAGAGAUCCAGAUCCAGGCCGAUAAAGUACAGGAGCAGCUUGUAAGCGUGACUACAGUGGGAACAACCAAGAAAGUGUUCAAUGGAUCUGUGGAUGUGGAUGGUGAGAAGAAAAACAGGGAUUCUCCUCUUGCUUUUGACGGUAUAAGAGAGAAGGUACCUGCUGAGAGAUUGCACGACAUUGGCGUUCUGAGCAAAAAGGAGUUUGAGAAGUUGAAAAAGGGCAAAACAACAGUGCAAGAACUCUCCAAGAGCGAUAAAGUCAAGAGGGAGGACAAGAAGAGGGCGUCGGCUCCAUUUGAAGGUCUCCGGGCCCCAGUUUCGGCUGAUUCUCUGCUGGACUCCAACAUUAUUGACAAAGCCACAUAUGACAAGCUCCAACAAGCCAUGAAGAAGACCAUGAUUCGACCCGGUACUGCCUUUGAGCUCCUGGAGGCCCAGGCUGCAACUGGUUAUGUGAUAGACCCAAUUAAAAAUCUUAAACUUACCGUCAACGAAGCUGUUAAAAUGGGAGUGGUGGGACCAGAAUUCAAAGACAAACUGAACUCAGCUGAACGUGCGGUCACUGGUUAUAGAGAUCCUUACUCUGGCAAAGUCAUCUCUCUUUUCCAAGCCAUGAAAAAGGGGUUAAUCCUAAAAGAUCACGGUAUUCGCUUGCUCGAGGCUCAAAUUGCAACCGGAGGUAUUAUUGACCCUCAAGAGAGUCAUCGCUUGCCUGUUGAAGCAGCUUAUGAGCGUGGGCUAUUUGACGAAGAAAUGAAUGAAAUCCUGACCGAUCCGUCAGACGACACUAAAGGCUUUUUUGACCCUAACACAGAAGAAAAUCUCACCUAUCUUCAGCUCAUGGAGAGGUGCAUGACCGACCCUGAAACUGGCUUGGCACUUCUGUUGCUCAAAGAGAAGAAGCGCGAGAGAAAGACCUCGUCAAAGUCCUCUGUUCGCAAGAGACGAGUCGUCAUCGUAGAUCCAGAGACAGGCAAAGAGAUGUCUGUGUAUGAAGCUUAUCAGAAGGGCCUGAUUGACCACCAGACUUACAUUGAGCUGGCUGAACAAGAGUGCGAAUGGGAGGAGAUAACCUUCACCUCUGCAGAUGGAGUCGUGAAGUCCAUGAUUAUCGAUAGGCGCUCAGGAAGACAGUACGACAUUGAUGACGCCAUUUCAAAGGGACUUAUUGAUAAAUCAGCAGUGGAUCAAUACAGAGGUGGCACCUUGUCUAUUACAGAGUUUGCUGACAUGCUUUCUGGAAACAUGAGUGGAAACAGAUCACGGUCAUCAUCCUUUGGAUCCUCCUCUUCAUACAAUAUGAGUCCAAUACCCUCCAUCAAAACACCAGCAACUACAUGGAUCGACCCCACUGAGGAGACCGGACCAGUGGCGGGAAUAUUAGACACUGACACUCUGGAAAAAGUGUCUGUCACUGAGGCUAUACACAGAAAUCUAGUGGACAACAUUAGUGGACAAAGGUUGCUCGAGGCUCAAGCUUGCACUGGUGGCAUCAUUGACCCAAACACAGGCGAGAGGUUUUCAGUCCCAGAUGCCGUGAAUAAAGGACUACUGGACAAAAUCAUGGUUGACCGCAUCACUCUUGCUCAAAAAGCCUACAAUGGUUUUGAAGAUCCAAGAACCAAAACUCAAAUGUCUGCUGCCCAAGCAUUGAAGAAGGGCUGGCUGUACUACGAAGCCGGUCAGAGGUUCCUGGAGGUUCAGUAUCUGACCGGAGGCUUGAUUGAACCUGAUGUCACUGGAAGAGUCUCUGUGGAUGAUGCCCUAAGGAAAGGAACCUUAGAGGCACGUACAGCACAAAAGCUCAGAGAUGUGAGCGCUUAUACAAAAUACCUCACCUGUCCCAAAACCAAACUGAAGAUCUCCUACAAGGACGCCAUGGACAGAAGCAUGAUCGAAGAGGGCACCGGGCUGAGGCUGCUGGAGGCCGCGUCCCAGUCCAGUAAAGGUCUGUACAGCCCCUACAGCAUCAGCGGCUCCGGGUCGGCCAGCGGCUCCAGAUCCGGGUCUAGGACUGGAUCUAGGUCGGGUUCUCGGCGAGGAAGCUUCGACGCCACCGGGACCGGCUUCAGCAGCACCUUCUCCUCCACCUCCUACGGGACUCCCUCCUAUAGCUCCGCCUCCUUCGGCUCUCCGAGCUACACUCGCCUCCAGGUGCAGCCUGACGUCUCUAAAGAGUCGUCUUCUUUCUGCUUCAACGUCUUCCUCAAAUCCUCUGCAUUUAUUUAA
Knipowitschia caucasica is the source of this 7155-nucleotide messenger RNA. Lineage: Eukaryota; Metazoa; Chordata; Actinopteri; Gobiiformes; Gobiidae. The record is from the annotation of a GenBank genome assembly.